Molecule: messenger RNA, 1202 nt
Organism: Cydia splendana
Lineage: Eukaryota; Metazoa; Arthropoda; Insecta; Lepidoptera; Tortricidae
Exons: 5
Coding region: 126-953 (275 amino acids)
Source: RefSeq, a predicted model, not a curated record
UACAGCAAGUGUGACAGUGGCUGAACAAAUUCAUCUCAGAAGUUAAUUAUGAUAGUCAUCGGUUAAAUUCGUUCUGCUAGUGAAGCAGAAUUUCAAGUUGUUUCUUGAUAUACUUAAAUAAGAAAAUGAGUCCCUGCCAUUAUAUUGCUGUAUUCUGCUUGCAGGUGAUGCUUAUAAUUGCGGCUUUUGGGUUUCCAGGGGAACUAACUGGAAAUGAAGAAGAACCUAUGUACGCUUCCGAUGAAUACAAUAAUAAAACAACAUAUAUCCCAAAUCCAGAAAAUAUAACUAACAGCGCUAAUCUAACUGAAAUUGCCACAGUGACUUCAGAAAAUGUCACUGACAAUAGAACAUCAGUAGAAUAUUCCUCAGAAUAUGAAAAUAACAACAGUACAUCAGUAAAAAGCAAUAACACUUUAGAAUAUGAAAAUGAAAACAAUGACGAUGCAGAAUCAGCGACACCACAAGAAUAUAAAGAGAAAGGGCAAAAUGAAAACAAUUACGAAAUUGAAUCAGUGACACGCCAUGCGGACGUGGUAUAUGCUUCAGAUGAGAAACCUGAUCAAGAAGCAGCUGAAGCGAAAAUACGUCAGGAGCGACAGAAAAUACGUCCGGAGCGACAGAAAAUGCGUAAAGGUUUUGUCGAUAAAUGCAUAUACACCAGAUACGUGCGGAUCCAAGAUAAGUACGGCUGUGAGAUGUGCACGUGCAUCUACGAGAAGGCCAUGAUGCUGUGCUCGCCGUUCAAGUGCAAGGACCACGGGUUACUGGCCACCGAGAUGGACCCGAUUACGUAUAACGAUUAUGUUUUAGGCGUUGAAACGCAUUUUAGUGAAUACAAAUGCGACCCUGGACAGGUGAUUGAAACAGGCAUGCUCUGCGAGUGCAAGUGCGUACAGCGGGACAUCCUGUCCUGCCCGCUUACGUGCCAAAUCGGCAGACCGCUCAACUAGUGUGCCAACAAGUCGCUCGAGCGGCGUCCAUGUAAAAAAAAUGCCUGUGCCGACUGUCUACGUUCUAUCAAGUCAAGAAAAUAGCAUUCGUAGCAUUUUUUGUCUAAUCGUUUAUUUUAAAAUUUUAAUAAAUACCUACCGUUGGUGCCCUGUUGCGUCAAUAAUUAUUUAUUUCCACAUUAUUGGUAUUUUUAACUUCCUGUAUAAAUACUGUGUGAAGGAAAAUAAAAAGCUGUCAAGUUACAAGAA